Messenger RNA from Tuber melanosporum (Perigord truffle), 800 nucleotides. Its product is annotated as 40S ribosomal protein S12. Gene Ontology annotation, biological process: translation. The coding region runs from base 255 to 617 and encodes 120 amino acids. The record is from RefSeq and is a predicted model, not a curated record. Gene Ontology annotation, molecular function: structural constituent of ribosome. Lineage: Eukaryota; Fungi; Ascomycota; Pezizomycetes; Pezizales; Tuberaceae. Gene Ontology annotation, cellular component: cytosolic small ribosomal subunit; ribosome. The transcript is spliced from 3 exons.
UUGGAAGGGUAGAGAGGGAAACUUUCACGAGCUAGGAUUAUUUUUCCAACAUUCCUCUCUUCGAGAAAGAGCACCGCCUCUCCUUCGAGCAACACCACCAUCACCAAACGGAAUUUCUUCGAGGACGGUUAAAGACAUUUGCUUUUAUCUAAAAAAAUAAAAUCCCAAUCAUGUCUGACGCAGGAGAAGAAGUCCCACCCGUCGAACCCGCCGACGAGAUCGAGGUCCCAGCCGACAGCGCCUCCAAGGGCCAGAUGUCCGUCGAGGAAGCACUCAAGGGAGUCCUCAAGCACGCGCUCAUCCAUGACGGCCUCGCCCGUGGCCUACGUGAGGCGAGCAAGGCGCUGGAUCGUCGCCAGGCCCACAUGGCCGUUCUCAACGAGAACUGUGAGGAGGAACCGUAUAAGAAGCUCGUGGAGGCUUUGUGCUCCGAACACAAGAUCCCCUUGAUUAAAAUUGCGGAUGGGAAGAAAUUGGGGGAGUGGGCUGGGCUUUGCGUCUUGGAUCGUGAAGGAAAUGCUAGAAAGGUCGUUAAUUGCUCUUGCGUUGUCGUUAGGGAUUGGGGUGAGGAGAGCCAGGAGAGGAACGUUCUCCUACAAUACUUCCAAACCCGUUAAUUUCCUUCUUUUUCUGUUGUUUUCCUCUCAAGUUUUUUCCUUUUCCCCUCAUCUCAAGAGAACUCUCGGGAUAUAAACUUGUAUGGAGCAAAGAAAGCAAGUGAGCAUCAAACGCAAAAUAAAAGUCUUCUCUGCAAACUAUCAAAUCAUCAAUCGAUUAAGAAAACCAAUCACUUUUUGAAA